AUUGCAACUCUGCAGAAUAUAUGUCUAUUAAGUCAGUAAGUAAUAUGUCUGAUCCAAUUACUUCGAAAGAAUUUCUUGCUUCCAUCGGGCAAAAAGUGUCUGGAACGAAUAACGAGUUGCAAAAUCGUGUUACUUUAUACUCCAAACAUGCUCAGCUUCUUAAUCGAUAUCGCCGUAAGUAUGACACCUUAAAAAAGGACAAAGGAAUUUUCAACCGCAAGUUGCCUGUAGACGAGGUGAAUAGUAUUAGUGGUGUGUGGGUUGUUGGAUGUUAUCCUCCACUCACAGAAAGACAGCUUUACACUUACAUACAGUCAAAGCGAUCAGCAAUAGUGGCAGGUCAGAAGAGCAUGUUACAAAAAGGUUAUUCCUUGUUUAAAAGUCAAAAGAUUGUUACAAUUAGGACCCUGGCAGCAAAAGAAAACCUGUAUAUCCGAGCACACGUCAGAAGUUCAUACAACAAUCUUGUGACCAGAGUGGCCAUAUUGAAAGUCAAACUUGGAAUUCCUCAUUCGGCAUAUUGUGAUUGCCUUAUUGGCAAAUCUGGAAUAUGUUCCCAUGCCAAGUCAACGAGACAUAUUAAAAAAAAAGAUAAUAUCAAGAAACCAGAAACAUUAAUUAAUAUCUUUUCCGCAGCAGAGACGCCAACGCGAGUUAUUUUUCGCAAGAAAAAUUCAAGAAAACCGCGGUCACCUCGAUUCCACAAAAGUAAUGCGGAAGUAGCGACAGGUCAAAGGUUAUGA
Molecule: messenger RNA, 743 nt
Organism: Styela clava
Lineage: Eukaryota; Metazoa; Chordata; Ascidiacea; Stolidobranchia; Styelidae
Source: RefSeq, a predicted model, not a curated record